AUGUUACGAUUGACCGUUCUGAUAUUCGCUGUUGGUAUUGCAUCAUGCAAUCUAAUGGAUAAUGAAACAUAUAAACAGUUGGUAUUAGAUGAACACUCUAAAUACAGGAAAAUACAGGGUGCUUCAAACAUGAACAAACUGGAAUGGGACGACCAAUUAAAGAAUGAAGCUCAUAACUGGACAAAAGUCUGUAUUUGGGGACACGAAGGUGGAGGUCGCGGUGAAAACAAAGGACUUUUCAUAGGAGACAAUUAUAGAGAGGGUAUUUCCGAUAUGGUGAAAUCAUGGUAUGACGAGAUCAACGAAUACAACUACACUGGGAAAUCCUGUUUGCCUUCUAGUUGCCAUUACACACAAAUGGUUUGGGCUGACACAAGAAAGAUAGGAUGUUCUUUGAACAAAUGUAACUUCGGGAUGUUUCUAUGCUGUUUCUACGAUCCCAUGGGCAAUAAUCUGUCUGAAUACCCAUAUCUGAAAGGUACUCCAUGUUCUAAAUGUCUGGCUAAUGAAGUGUGUGAUGACGGACUAUGUACAGCAAGUUCAGGUGUUAUAGAAUCAUGUGAAGAUGAACUUGAAACAGAAUUGUGUGCUAAAUAUCAAAGUUAUUGUAAGAAAUCAGAAGCUUUUAUGGUUGACAAUUGUAGAAAAACAUGCAAUUUUUGUAAAAUAAAUUGAUUUGGACAAAGACACUGAAAACUGAUUUAAUA
Molecule: messenger RNA, 707 nt
Organism: Mytilus trossulus (common blue mussel)
Lineage: Eukaryota; Metazoa; Mollusca; Bivalvia; Mytilida; Mytilidae
Product: cysteine-rich secretory protein 3-like
Exons: 5
Coding region: 1-675 (224 amino acids)
Source: RefSeq, a predicted model, not a curated record